Molecule: messenger RNA, 1370 nt
Organism: Phascolarctos cinereus (koala)
Lineage: Eukaryota; Metazoa; Chordata; Mammalia; Diprotodontia; Phascolarctidae
Gene: FEV
Product: FEV transcription factor, ETS family member
Biological process (GO): cell differentiation; regulation of transcription by RNA polymerase II
Cellular component (GO): nucleus
Molecular function (GO): sequence-specific DNA binding; DNA-binding transcription factor activity, RNA polymerase II-specific
Source: RefSeq, a predicted model, not a curated record
CUGGCCGGGACCGGCCCCCCUACGCCCACCUCCCACCUCCCAGUUCCGAGGCGGCGAUGAGACAGAGCGGCGCCUCCCAGCCCCUGCUGCUGAACAUGUACCUGCCAGAUCCUGUUGGGGAGAGUCUUUUCAAAGAAGGAAAGAGUGGCUGGGGGCCGCUGAGCCCCGCAGUGCAGAAAGGCAGCGGCCAGAUCCAGCUGUGGCAGUUUCUGCUGGAGCUGCUGGCAGACCGGGCGAACGCAGGCUGCAUCGCGUGGGAGGGUGGCCACGGCGAGUUCAAGCUGACCGACCCAGACGAGGUGGCGAGGCGCUGGGGCGAGCGCAAGAGCAAGCCUAACAUGAAUUACGACAAGCUGAGCCGGGCGCUGCGCUACUACUACGACAAGAACAUCAUGAGCAAAGUUCACGGAAAGCGCUAUGCCUACCGCUUCGACUUCCAGGGCCUGGCCCAAGCCUGCCAGCCCCCGCCCGCUCACGCCCACGCCCAUGCCGCGGCCGCAGCGGCCGCCGCUGCUGCUGCAGCCCACGAUGGCGCGCUCUACAAGCUGCCCGCAGCCCUGGCACCUUUGCCCUUCCCUGGCCUCUCCAAACUCAACCUCGUGGCGGCCUCCGCCGGGGUGGCCCCCGCCAGCUUCUCCUAUUGGCCUGGCCCGGCCCCUGCAGCAGCUGCAACCGCCGCUGCCGCCGCGGCAGCUCUCUAUCCCAACCCCAGCCUCCAGCCUCCUCCCGGGCCCUUCGGGGCAGUGGCCACCACCUCGCACCUCGGAGGGGUGGGGGGGCAUUAUCACUGAGGAAGUCCUCCCGCGGCCUGUAGCCUCGGCUCUUGACCUUAGGAGGAGCCUCCAAAUCCCUCUGCUCUUCUAUGCCCUCAACCCUCCAAGGUUAAAGAGCCUUCUCCAUCUUUCUCCAGUUCCAGCUUACUCCUGACUAUUUUGAGGACUUCCAGACGGCACCCCUAAUCUUCCCCCUUUUCUUUCCAUUCUUGAAUCUUUGGGAAGCCAGCUCCUUUCCACUUUUUCUCAUCACCACCUGACUUAAACAGCCUAACCAGUGAGUCCCCGAGGCCUCUGGCCUCAUCCCCCGUCGGUGAUAUCGGCACUCCACUCACUUGGCGGGAGCCCAGCACUGCCUUAUCUCCUCCCCGCUCCCCGCUGAAGGCAGUUUAAGAAAAUGGCGGGGGCGAGGGGAGCGGCGAGUCGGAGUGGGGCUUUCUUGACGUCUCAAUUCCUCUUGUAAGAAGUAGUUCAAUUUUUGCCACCUUCCCUCUGGUCCUGGUCGGCGCACGUGUUUCUAUUUUCCUUCAAGCCCCUAUUAAAAUGUCUAAUCUGUCUCCCAAACUACUGACUCUUUCUCUUUUUAAAUUGUUUUGA